This is a messenger RNA of Priapulus caudatus, 2345 nucleotides long. Its product is annotated as mitogen-activated protein kinase kinase kinase 1-like. The transcript is spliced from 12 exons. The record is from RefSeq and is a predicted model, not a curated record. Bases 561 to 2345 code for a protein of 594 amino acids. Gene Ontology annotation, biological process: protein phosphorylation. Lineage: Eukaryota; Metazoa; Priapulida; Priapulimorpha; Priapulimorphida; Priapulidae. Gene Ontology annotation, molecular function: protein kinase activity; ATP binding.
AAGGAAUUGUGUCAUCAUCAACAGAGUGUACAGAUGGUUCUGAACCAACUGCUGCAGUUGUGCCACCUCUUGAGAGAAAAUUAAAAGUCGCACGGCGAAGUGAUACUAACUUCCGCGAGGCGCUUAAAAGCAGGAAACAUGCUGCCAUUACCAACAAGGGGCCAGUGAUAGCAAAGCCAGAGAUACCCAAUGGCGACUCCUUUGUUAGAGCACAUGCUGCACAUCUAUCCAUAAACCACAAAGCUCCCGUCACCUCGGUGCCGAUAAUUCAAAACGGUCUGUUAGCAACACCGCAGAAUGGCUGUAAUAGCCUGGCAACACAUCGACCUUCGACCCCACCUGCAAAACGUCAGUCGUCGAGCCAGGCGUUGCCAGCGAGAUCUCGGGCGCUGAGUCCGGGCUUCAGACGCAGGUCUCCGUCGCCGACGGACGGGUUCGAUCCGGCCGUCUUGCGACGCCGCAUUCAGAAGGCGCUAACUGCCCGUCUUUACUUGCUGCACCAGCCCGGUCCGAGCUCGUUCCUCGUAGGAGGCGACUUGCCCGAACAUAAAUACCGAGUUAUGGUCGGACCGCAGUCAUGCACGUGUGGACGUGGUCCUUUCUGUGUGCAUCUACUGUUUGUUAUGCUGCGAGUGUUCCAGUUGUCGCAAACCGAUGGCAUGAUCACUAGCAGAACCCUGAAAAACUACGAGGUGGAAGCACUGCUAAUUGCUUACCAGGCGCGACGCGAGUCGCAAGUGCACGCGUACUCUGCGCGCAAGAACGUUGAGCCACCGGAGAGCAGCGGCAAGUCUCAGCCGGCGUUUUCCUCCGGGAUGGAAGGUAGCAAGUCUCGAAAAAAGGCCAAGCGCUCCAUUCGCUCGCUGACAGAGGUGAAGGAUGAUGUGGAAGAAAAGGAAGAAGAGGAAACGAAGGAGGAGGACGUUUGUCCAAUAUGUCUGCUGGAAAUGAGUGAAGGCGAGAGUCUGGUAACCUGUGUGGCCGGCUGCCAGAAUUCCCUCCAUCAACACUGCAUGUCGAUUUGGGCCGAGGAGUGUCACCGGCAGAGCGAGCCUCUUGUGUGCCCACUGUGCAGAUUUCAGUGGAGUUCCUACCAAGGGUCCACGUGCAGUGUCAGUCGUGUUCACCCCGACCUGGCGUCACUCGAGGGCACCGAGGGCCAGGGCCGCUCGUCCUGCGAUGGGAAAUGCGACGGCGACGACGCCGUCUCUGCCGGAUUGAAGCCACGUGUUGAUGACAGUUGCGAGCUCAGCCGUGCUCCCUCGGAUGACAUCUCAUGCUCGUGCGACUCGGGGAUACUGGAGAAUCUAGUGACCAAGUGUUCGAUCGACGAUCGGAUGGGGAGCAGCAGCAGCGGCAGCGGAUCACGCGCGACGACCUCACUUCUGCCUGCUUCUUGCGAUCCUGCUCGCGUGAGCUGUCGGAUUCCCUGCAUCCCAGCGCUGAGUACCGCAGAGGAGGCGCCAGAGAGCGUGUGCGUUGACGAUGAGCAUAAGAACUGCCGUUGCUCCACGGAAUAUUUGGAGGGCGUGCACUGGAUAAAGGGCAAGCUGCUGGGUGCUGGGGCCUACUCGUCCUGCUACCACGUACAAGACACCAAAACCGGGACGUUGAUGGCAGUAAAGCAGCUUUCCUUUUGUCGGAAUGCGCAAGACGAUCAGGUGAAGGCGAUCCGCGAGAUCGAGUGGGAGAUCGCGACGAUGACGCAGCUCGAGCACGCUCACGUCGUGCGCGUGUACGGCGCGUCGCGCCGCGCCAAGCACUUCAACCUGUUCGCAGAGUGGAUGGCCGGCGGCUCGGUGGCGUGCCUCCUCGCAGAGUACGGCGCCUUCUCGGACGCCGUCGUCACCGAUUAUGUUCGCCAGGUGCUCCUGGGCCUCGUCUACUUACACGACAAGAAGAUUCUGCACCGCGACCUGAAGGGCGCGAACCUGCUCGUCGACAGCACCGGCCAGCGGCUGAAGAUAGCUGACUUUGGCAUCGCGGCACGCCUAGCUGCCAGCGCCACCGCACCAGGAGAGUUUGAGAAGCAGCCGGUGGGAACGUGGGCGUUCAUGGCGCCCGAGGUGCUGAGGGGGGAGGACUACGGCAGGAGCUGCGACAUAUGGGCCGUCGGCUGCUGCGUGAUCGAGAUGUCAUCUGCGCAGCCACCGUGGGGCGCCACCGACAUCUCCAACCACUUCCAGCUCUGGUGGAAGAUAGGUAACUCGAAAACGCCGCCUCCGCUUCCCGAUCGCUUGUGCGCGGAGCUGAAGAACUUUGCUAUGCAAUGCAUGAAGAUGUGUCCCAAGGAGAGGCCGGCAGCAAGAGAACUGGUGCAGUGGCCUAUAUUUGUAGAUGUGUAA